AUGUCUAAAAUUAAUUCUCUCAUUAACUAUAUAUCUAAAAGAAGCAUUUCUAUAACAGCACCAAGAGAAGGGAAACGAAAUUUCAGGAAGUUUGUAAUUGCCAAUAAGCGAGGUUCUAGACUUCACAAACAACAACAGAUGACCGAAAAUCGGCAGUUACCAAUGGAUAAGUUAGGAGUUCGUGAUACAGGAUAUUACGUGAAGGGACGUUUAGUCACUGUACCAGAGAUGAUACCAGAUAUAAUAGUCCCAGACUUAAAAGAUUUCGAUCUCAAACCGUACGUAUCUUACAGAACUGAAGACAUUAAUCAAAGCGAAUUCACUCCUGAACAGCUAUUUGAUGCUGUUUACAGCAAGAAAAUUGUCACGGACUUUAAGCAAGGAAAGCUUGACAGUGAAGGGAAUCCCUUAGAACCUUCGGAAGAGGAGAAAUUACAACCUGACGAAGCAGUCAAACGAGCAAAGAGAACUGGCUCAGAUAUAUUUUAG
Arctia plantaginis is the source of this 489-nucleotide messenger RNA. NCBI's taxonomy places the organism in Eukaryota, Metazoa, Arthropoda, Insecta, Lepidoptera, Erebidae. The record is from the annotation of a GenBank genome assembly.